UCCUUAGCUUGACGUUCCUAGUAGCCAAUCGGGGAAAGCAGAAGGAAACCCGCUUUGAAGAGUAGAAGCGUGUGUGUCAGGAGUCGGCCUCAGUGGUUAGAGUACAGAGGAGGACUGUUGUAUCCCGCUGGAGUCCAGCUCUUCCCAUUGUGACAGACAGAGAUCUUUGAAAAGAGGUGCACUUCCAUCUUUGUUGACUUGUACCUGUUGCAGAUGACAAUAUUGAGGGAUCUUCAAGACUUGUUGUUUGUCUUGCACUCAUUUUUAUGUAAAUGAUGGAGAAUCUUAAAGAAGAAUCAAUACUGGAGCCAGAAGCUACCGCCAAGUGCAAUCUUUUACAAAGAGAAACAUCAUUAAAUGAUGAGCUAUGCAACCAGGAGAUGGAUACUCAGGUUGAAGAGCAGCAACCCACAAAGCACUUUUUAAAGCAGGCUGGUGCAGGAGAAACCUCUUUACACGAAGAGCUACUCAACCAGGAGAUGGACACUCAGGGUGAAAAGCAGAAACCCUCAAAACAUCUACUAGAGCAGGAGGGCACAGGCGAAACCUCAUUACACGAGAAGCUAUGCAACCAGGAGAUGGACACUCAGGAUGAAGAUCAGAAACCCACAAAACGCAAACUGGAACAGGCCGGCGCAGGCAAGCACAAGUCUAUUCAGAAAAAGUUGUCCCACCUUGAGGAUUUAGCUAAUCAAGCUGAUGGUCUGAAGAAGCCAUGUCCGCUGUGUCCAGAAGACCUAUUUAAGUCUUGUCCCAUCACUAAGCUUCUGAGACACCUGCAGAACUUUCAUUGGAAAGUCUCUGUUGAAUUUGAAGAAUACAGAAUGUGCAUUUGUUAUUUGCCCUGCUUGCAAAAUACAGCACAAAAUGAAAAUGAGUUGCCCAAUAAAACUAGUGCUCACUACCAUUGCAUCAUCUGUUCUGCAACUGUCGCUCGAAGAAGAACAGAAAUGUUAAGACACAUCAAAUGCCAUGUCGAGAAGGGGGAAACUCAAGUAAUGCCCUCAGUCUUUAGUAGACCCCAGAAAAUUUUACACGAAUCGAACACAGAGGUACAAGUUCUUCCGAAUUGCAACACCCCACAACAAUCCGGAACGUUCUUUAAUCCAAUAAUGAAGACGAAUCGACAGCUGAUCUUUUGUGCCCUGGCGGUAUUAACGGAAGAAAGGCAACCUCUGGAAUGUCUGGAUGCAUUUAGUGCCACAGGCAUCAUGGGAUUACAAUGGGCAAAGCACCUUGGGAAUUCUGUGAAAGUCACGCUCAAUGACAUUAGUGACAGCUCAACUGCUAUUAUUCGGGAAAACUGUCAACUUAACAAGAUGAAGGUGUUAAUGAAAAGUGAAGAGAAAUCUGAAGUAGUGGUCAUAGAAGAAAAAUUUGUGAACACAGUAGAGGUUACACAGAUGGAUGCCAAUGUCCUUAUGCAUACACGAUCUUUUGAUUUCAUACAUUUGGACCCCUUUGGGACAUCUGUGAAUUAUUUGGAUGCAGCCUUUCGAAAUAUCAGAAACCAGGGUAUUGUGUCUGUGACCUCAACUGAUACUGGAUCUCUGUAUGCCAAAACUGUGCAUGUCACAAAACGCUACUAUGGGUGCAACAUCAUUAGGACAGAAUACUUCAAAGAGCUGGCAGUGCGGAUUGUCCUGGCUGCUAUUGCCAGGGCAGCUGCUCGCUGUAAUAAAGGCAUUGAUGUUCUGCUCUCGGUCGCUUUGGAGCAUUUUGUUCUUGUGAUAGUGCGGGUUCUAAGAGGUCCUUCACUAGCUGAUGAGAGUCUAAAAAUGAUCAGCAACCUUAUUCAUUGCCAUUGGUGUGAAGAAAGAAUCUUCCAAAAGGAAGGAACUAUGCUUGAAGAAAAUCCAUAUAAACAGCUGCCGUGUGAUUGCCAUGAAAGUAUGCCUGGAAGAUCAGCGGCCUUGCUUGGCCCAAUGUGGUCUGGCUCCCUGUUUAACACAAGCUUUCUGAGAAGAAUGCUGUACAAAGCAACAUCCCAAGACAUUGUGGAAAUCCACACACUGCUGAAGACCCUCAUAUGUGAAUCUGAAUGCAUAACUGUCAAACAGUUUUCUGUUCAUCCCAUUCAGUACAGUCAAGAAGAAAGUGGAGUUUUAAUUAAAGUUCCAGGUACAGAUGUAUUGUCAGAACCUGGUAAAAGAAAACGGCAGCACAUGAACAUGGUUCCUAAACGUCUAAAGAAUGAUACUCGAGCAGAACAUCCUCCAUUUUAUUAUAGCAUUCACAGACAUGCGAUUGGUGGAUUAAACUUACCAAAAUUAAAUAAAAUAUUACAGUAUCUCUCAGAAGCUGGAUUUCUGGUGAGCCGGACACAUUUUGAUCCAACAGGAAUCCGAACAAAUGCUCCAUUGGCAACAAUUAAAGCAAUUCUUGAGAAGAACAGCUCUCUCUCCCACACUUCACAGUCCAGUAGCUGCAAAGAUACCCCAGAGGCGAUAACAGAAGAAUCACUCACUGAAGAGAUGGCCUCUGUGUCUGAUGUGAAAUAAUAUCCACAUGUUUGAAUGAGGAAAAAAAUCCUUUAUCCAUUUAGACAGUUUUCACACGUAAGACUACGUGAUGCAACUUUCAUACUUGCUCUUGUUACUGGUUUUCAUUUAGACCCACCUGUUAUCCACAAAGCUGACAAUAAUAAAUAGUUGUUUAAAAAUUGG
Messenger RNA from Rana temporaria (common frog), 2666 nucleotides. RefSeq names its product tRNA methyltransferase 1 like (gene TRMT1L). Gene Ontology annotation, biological process: tRNA N2-guanine methylation. NCBI's taxonomy places the organism in Eukaryota, Metazoa, Chordata, Amphibia, Anura, Ranidae. The transcript has 19 exons. The coding region runs from base 273 to 2501 and encodes 742 amino acids. The record is from RefSeq and is a predicted model, not a curated record. Gene Ontology annotation, cellular component: nucleus. Gene Ontology annotation, molecular function: RNA binding.